AUGCGCUUCAAGGCGUCAAUACAGAACAUUACAACCUUUACGAAGCUUACAGCGUCGCUCAAUUCGCUCGGCCCGCUCGCGUGGGUGAAGCUCAGCGAGGAGCAGGUAUGCUUCACCAUCAUACCAGAGCAGGGCACACAAGUAUGGGCUGUGCUCUCAAUUGACUCCAUCUUUGAGAGCAUCAGCGUGCAGUCGGCUGCAGAUAAUGUCAUCAACCUCGAAGUUCCGCUCGCGUCGCUGAAUCGCGCCCUCAAAUCGGCCUUCAAUGCCACGUCGGCCCAGAUACGCCUCACCAAGAAGGACAACCUGCCCGUGCUCGCUCUUACCGUCACCACUACCCCGUCCUCGAACACGUAUAGCGCCUUCCCUACUACUUCAACCAAUGAGGAUGACGACGACGAUGAGUACGGCGACGACGAUGACGAUGGCUUCGAUGCCGCCUUCGACAACGAAUUCGGUGGAGGCAACCGCGAGACCAUCAUCACGCAAGAGAUACCUAUACGUGUGCUUGCUCCGGAUACGGUAGCCCAUCUGCAUGAGCCUGUCUGCAGGGAGCCGGACGUGCACAUCAUACUGCCGCCCUUGAUGCAACUGAAAAGCAUCAGCGACAGGUUCACCAAACUAGCGCUGGCAGACACCACCAAAGCAAGUAGUGCGACGACCGCAGCGAGAACCCGCCUAGAUGUCUCGGCCAAUAUGCACGGAUGCCUCAAGAUAAGCAUCAGAUCUGACGCCAUGAACAUAUCUUCCAUCUGGACCGAUCUCAGCAACCCGGAACUAGACCCUGGCCACGUCGCUGGCGGCGAGGACGGCGUUGCUGAACACCCAAGCACGCGUAUGAAGCAGCUAGGGUCGGCCGAUGGGCGUAGCGAAGAAGGGUGGGCCACAGUGAGGAUUGACGGGCGGGAUUGGGGCAAGGUCAUGAGUGUGGGCAGACUGGGCGGACGGGUCAUUGCUUGCUUCUGUCACGAGCAUGCACUCAUUCUCUACGUGUACUUGCCCAACGAUAAUGGCGAGGACGAGUCAGUCUUGACGUAUGUCUAUGCUCGUGUCUUCGAGCGAGAUAGGUUUACUCGCGUAGAUCUUCCAUACUGCAACAUGGACGAACUAGCUAAAGCUCCUUUCACCGCCUCACUGCCUUCACAUCCAUCCAACCUGAGCGACGUGCACACAGUCAAUACCGACGAUACAUGUUUUCUCACCAAUCUUGCGACUGAACUCGUUCAUCGUAUAAUCGAUUUUAUACCCCCCGCAUCCCAUAUCGACUUCGCAUGUUCCUGCAAACAUUUAUACGCAUGUUCCACGGACGUGUUCAAGCGCCAUCGCGACGCCCAGCUGAAAUACGGUGUUGCGUCUGAUAUUGACCCCGCUACGAUUCCCACUCUCCUUCGAAGCGCAUUUGGAUACGGUGACCCUAUUCUAGCAUGGCACGUUCGAUCCUUAGAAGUCUGGUACGACCGCAGAGGAUGGGACAUGUGGAAAACGCUCGAUUUUGAAACACCCGUCGAUCAGAGUAUGCAGUCGCCGAUAGCGUGGGAAUUCAUACCUGGCGAAAUCGACGAUUAUUUAGAGCGACUGGAGCAGGGACAGGGUCGUCUUCUACCCCGGCGUAUCGAUGAAGCACGUACGCAAAUCCUGGACGGGCAUGAUACUUACCUAAAAGCCCUCCUUAUUGUUCAUUGUCCGAGACUUCGAGAUGUCAAGUUUGUCUUGCCAGCACGUCACGAGGUCGAAACAUGUUCUUGUCUUGGAUGGCUUGACACCUUCAUAAACGAUUCUCAUAACAAGAAGACUUCUUGGGGCCCGGGACUACAAAACCUACAAUCAGCCGCGGUCGGCCUACCUUCAGGGACCUGGAUGGACGAUGCCUUCCAUCCUAACACAGAGCCUCUGAACAGCAUAGGGAUACUGGUACAAUUCCUGCGUCUACCUCACCUGGAAAGGUUAUAUUACAAAGACCUCGAGGACACCAGUGACGAUGAUGUAUCUUGGGAAGUGUUAGUACCAGCCGGAGCUUCCAGCAUCAAACAUCUUUUCCUGGACAAUUGCGGCGAGCUAAACAGCGAGCCUCUCAAUGCUCUUGUGGCCGCCCCGUCAGCCCUCCAAACAGCCUGUUUUCGCGCCGGCGAUGCAUUACUUGAACACGCCGACAAUUGGGUCGGCAGUCUAGGCAGCUGUCAAGGACAGUCGCUCGAAAGCCUGAUGUUCUACGGCUAUGGCUCUAAUGGUAGUAUUCAUGGCUAUCGCUGCGGCGCCUUCCGUCCGGAAGAGCUCAACGAUCACAGAGCUUUGAAGCAUGUCUGCAUGGACAUUGCAGAUUUUGAACUCGAAGCCCUCUACAAUAUAAAAUGCGAUAGAGAAGAGUGGGAAAGCGAUGGAGCGCUUGCCGAACGCACUUUUUUCGAAUGUGUGCAGCAGUACGAGGUAAUAGUUCUUUGGGGGUCGCUUGGUAACUUUUACGUUCAAUGGGAACCGACUGAGGAACAAGGCUUUGAAGAUGCGGUGAUAGCUGCCCUCGGACCCGAGUCUUGCACACUAGCCAUGUACUUGGAAGAUGUAGAGAAGCACAGCGCAAACUUGAGUGGAAUAAAGAGCCCAUCUCAACCCAUGGAAAAGGAUAAGAUCUGGUUCCGCCGCGCGAUCGAAACAGCAAGGAAGCGUGGCGUCGAUCUCCACACACUCACAAAUCGGAACAAGCCAAUCCACCAGAUCGAGUUUCCUGAGGCGCCUGACAAGUACGACCUCAAGACUGGACCAUGGGGUGAGAGACCGGAGGAUUGGGUCUUCAAUGUGUAUACCGGCCGCAGGGAACCUCAAGGCUGCGGGAAAUGCGGGGAUUGUGAUGUUUGCUUUGGUUACUACAGUAAAGAGAUGUGGGAUGGACUGAAGAAAGAGCCAAGGAAGAUCCUGUAUGACGGCAAGAACCAGGAUGGGACGGAAGACUAG
Alternaria postmessia is the source of this 2946-nucleotide messenger RNA. RefSeq lists its product as uncharacterized. The transcript has 6 exons. NCBI's taxonomy places the organism in Eukaryota, Fungi, Ascomycota, Dothideomycetes, Pleosporales, Pleosporaceae. Gene Ontology annotation, biological process: mitotic intra-S DNA damage checkpoint signaling; meiotic DNA integrity checkpoint signaling; double-strand break repair via homologous recombination. Bases 1 to 2946 code for a protein of 981 amino acids. Gene Ontology annotation, cellular component: site of double-strand break; checkpoint clamp complex. The record is from RefSeq and is a predicted model, not a curated record.